This is a messenger RNA of Magnolia sinica, 808 nucleotides long. RefSeq names its product E3 ubiquitin-protein ligase MPSR1-like. Lineage: Eukaryota; Viridiplantae; Streptophyta; Magnoliopsida; Magnoliales; Magnoliaceae. Gene Ontology annotation, molecular function: ubiquitin protein ligase activity. Gene Ontology annotation, biological process: protein ubiquitination. The transcript has a single exon. Gene Ontology annotation, cellular component: cytoplasm. The coding region runs from base 53 to 715 and encodes 220 amino acids. The record is from RefSeq and is a predicted model, not a curated record.
AUUCUCGUUUAUUCACGUCGCUCAGCUCUCUCUAUCUCUCUUACAUACUUCAAUGGCGGCCGAAUCAGAGGCGGAGGCUUCGUUUCUCGAGCGCCUCAUCGGGUCAAGGAACAGAGACCUCUCCAUCUUCUUCCCCUUCAUCUUAGGCGUCAUGGGCCCGCCGAGGAGAGAGGCCCAAGGCGCCCAAGGUCCAGAUCAAGAGACUCACGACGCCCAAGGUUCAGAUCAAGAGGCCCAAGAAAGGAUCGUCCUCAUCAACCCCUUCACCCAAGGCAUGAUCAUCAUCGACGGAGGGGGCAGGAGCUUGGACGCGCUGGUCCGAGAGAUAUCGGAGAUGGAGACGGGAAAGAAAGGGCCACCGCCGGCCUCGAAGGCUUCGAUCGAGUCGAUGCCGAAGGUGGAAAUCAGCAAAGAGGGGGAAGAGUGCGCGAUCUGUUUGGAGGGGAUGGAGGUCGGAGGAGAAGCGAAGGAGAUGCCGUGCAAGCACAGAUACCAUUGGAACUGUAUAGAGAAGUGGCUGCGUCUUCAUGGAUCUUGCCCUGUUUGCAGGUAUAAGAUGCCUGUGGAAGAAGAAGAAGAGCCCAAGAAAGGAGAUGAAGGGAAUGGGAGGAGGGAGGGAAGGGUAGAUAGGGAAAUUUGGGUUAGCUUUUCUUUGGGAAGAAGGGACUCGAGUACGAGUCCAACACCUGCAGUUGAUAGAUCUGAUGGAGAGUAGGAUUUCCGAUUUUUUUUUUUUUGUAAUGUACAGCUUUCGAUCAGAUGACAAAUUUACAUAUGACAUGAAUAAACCAAUUCUGAUUUUUUUUUU